UUGCAUUACUAUUCUGCAUGCAAAAGGCGUCGGUCCAGCGAUGAUCCUCCGGACCGGUCUGUGUCCAGGUCUCACGGCCGAAAUGGUGGACGUCCUGAAAGGUCAAGGCGUCAGGACAGGUAAAGAGGCGGCUGACAUUUUAAGGAAUGAAGACCAAAACCUUUCCUGGAUCUUAAGGGAAUCUUGACCCACCUUUGGAGGGCUUUGCCGGCUUGACCUCCUUCUCACAUUCUCCUUUUGAUCCACGACUCUCAAAGAAUAGACUUCUCCAUAGAGUUACAUAAGAAGUGGUGGACCUCGUCUCGGCGGAUAUGGAAGACAUGGCCCAGAAAUGCUCCUUGUCUUACAAGACCUUGGUUGCGGUCCGGCGUGUGCUGCUGGCGCAGUUCUCUUCCUUCGCGGUCAACGGUGCCGAUCUCUAUGAAGAGCUCAAGAGGACCGUCGCCAUCUUGCCAACAGGGAUCCAAAGCUUGGACAAGCUCCUGGACUCCGGCUUGUAUACUGGGGAGAUCACCGAACUGGUGGGAGCACCUGCUUCUGGCAAGACUCAGGUGUGCCUCCGCAUCGCCGCAAAUACGGCUCUCAGUCUCAAGCAAGAAGUCCUCUACAUCGACGCCAUGGGAGGCUUCACUGCCAGCCGCUUGCUGCAGCUGCUUCAAUGCCAGACGGACGACGAAGAAGCGCAGGUGGAGGCUCUGCAGCGCGUCCAGGUUAUCCGUGUCUUUGAGGCUUACAAAAUGCUGGAUGUCCUCCAGGACUUUCGGAGCAGCCUGGCUCAGCAAGCUGUGAGUGGAUCUGGGAUGGCAAAAGUCCUGGUUGUCGACUCAGUUUCAGCGGUCAUUUACCCCCUUUUGGGAAGCCGGCAACCGGACGGCAUGGCCCUCAUGAUGCAUUUGGCUUUGGAGCUGAAAACGUUGGCCAAAGAUUUUGGGAUGGCCGUCGUGCUGACCAACCACGUCACGAAGGACCCCAACAGCAGCCACCUGAAGCCGGCACUGGGACGGUCAUGGAGCUUUGUGCCCAGCACCCGAAUUCUGUUGGAGGACAACAGGGACCUUCUCAAGGAAGGAAGAGCCUGUUGGACGGCUUCAUUGGUCAAAAGUCCUCGCCAGCCUGUCGGGAUCUGUGUGGCGCUAGGCGCCUCAGAGAGGACAGGAGGAAGCCCAGGGACCUCCGGCGAAGGACCGUAAAGAAGGCAUGGCCGUCUGUGGACUACAGAUCCCAAAGAAAGGGAGGCCUGAGGGGGAAAACAGGCCUCAUUUUCCACGUUCGUCGGAGGAGCGGAGGCCA
Sceloporus undulatus (fence lizard) is the source of this 1290-nucleotide messenger RNA. It is a transcript of the gene RAD51D, whose product is annotated as RAD51 paralog D. Gene Ontology annotation, molecular function: four-way junction DNA binding; ATP binding; single-stranded DNA binding. The coding region runs from base 312 to 1190 and encodes 292 amino acids. Gene Ontology annotation, cellular component: Rad51B-Rad51C-Rad51D-XRCC2 complex; replication fork; centrosome. Lineage: Eukaryota; Metazoa; Chordata; Lepidosauria; Squamata; Phrynosomatidae. The transcript has 11 exons. Gene Ontology annotation, biological process: double-strand break repair via homologous recombination; telomere maintenance; DNA strand invasion. The record is from RefSeq and is a predicted model, not a curated record.